AAGAGAGAGGAGGAUCGACGCCUAUCGAAAGAAAUAUAUACGUAUACAUAUACAUUUUCGAGAUAAUUUUUUUCUCGUGUGAAGAUACAUCAUCCGGUGGUGCGAUACUUUUCGAUACGAAACGUUGAGGUGAUAUGGCCGUCGCCCUUUUGGGCAAGUGCGUCGGUUUGUUGGCUCUGGUGCUGUUCCUCUACACCUGCUAUGCCUUCCGCAUACGCGAUCAUACAAUGGGGCAAAUGGCCUUUACAUCAUCGGCGGAGCAGCCGCAUCGCGCUGCUUGCGCUUCUGCCUCCGGUAGAUGCCAGGAGAAGAGGAUCACGGGUACGUUGACCAAGAGGCACGACACCACGGCACAGACUCAUGCCAGCAUCGCUCGGAAACCACCUGCCGAGCUCGACGAGGGGAAAGGGUUGGAGGGGAUGCGCGUGAAACACGAAAAGACCGAGUUCGCGGGGGUGAAGGAUGGCGGGGCAUCGCGGAGUGCUGAGGAUCUUGAGGAGGAAGAGGAGGAGGAGGAUGAAGAGGAGGUGAUUGUGGAGGUGGAGACUGUGGAGGAGAUCGCAUCGAGCGAUGACGAGGACGACGACGAUGAUGGUAAAAGGGAGGGCGAGGAUUACGACGGAAGCAGAGAGGAAGAAGAAAAGGAGGAAGAAGAAAAGGAGAAAGAUGCGGAGGAUUCUCGGGGAAGAGUAAGCGGAAUAACGGUGAAGGGUAGGAGGAAAAUUGUGGAGGAUGAAGAGGAAAGCGGGAAGAUGGAUUUAAAGAAAAAAGUUAGUCCGGAGAAAGGAUUGAAGGAGAUAAUUAGAGCUAAGAAGCUAGGCAAGGUAGAUAAAGAUGAAGAUGAAAAAGAAGACGAUGAUGAUGAUGAUGAUGAUGAAGGGGAAGAGGAAGACGAAGACCAAGACGAGGAUGAAGACGAAGAUGAAGACGAAGACGAAGACGAGGAAGAAUCGAAAGAAGUAGUUGCUACUCCUCCACCGAAAAAACUAGAAAAAGUUAGAUACGCGGACAAAGAUAAGAUUAAAUCGGUGGAAACUACAUAUGAUGAGAAGUCAAAAGUUGAUAACGUGAUAAAACCAAAAGCCGAUGCGAUUAAACAAUUAAAAGAGAGGAAAUCAGAGGAAAUUGCAAGAAGCAAGAUCGAAACGACGAAGGCGGAUGAGAAAAAGUUGGUCGAGGGAUUGUCCAAACCGGUUGAAGCCACGAAGAAGAUCGAGCCCGUUAAGAUAACGAAAUCUGAAUCAGAAUCGUCCAAAUUGAAGAUGAAACCGGCGGAAAAAGCGAAAAUUCCGGUGAAACCGGAAGUGUCGAAGACGCGAGAACCGUCGAAAAAAGAAACUCCGAGUCCUCAAUCUGCUCGAAUUAAAGUCUCAAAAAUUAAACGAUCCGACAAAGAUGAAACGAAAGUAAAAACGAAAACGCACGUGGAUGCUGCUUUCGCUUUGGCUCGAUUGAACGAUGCGAUAUUACGCGUGCCGACCUUCGUGCCAAAUUUCACAGCCAUUGAAAAUUUCGAGUGUCAGCAGCAUAUCAAAAUUUUUCUACGACAGUUAAGGGGCCACAAGUUAUGGGCGUUGCAAAUGUUAGACUCGAGCGCGAAAAUUCCAUCGGGUCUAUUGCGAGGAAAUAUAAAUCAAUUUGGAGAUUUUGACGAGUGUUUGGGCGUAAUGGCGCACGUGAAAUUAGAUGAAAAUACGAUAAAGGUCCAAGGCAAAUAUUGCUUGGCUUACAUAGACAUGUCUCCGUCUCGUCCAGACAUGAAGCUUCCUGUCAAUAUGAUGCAAGCACGUGCCGCUAUCAGAGCGAGCAUGCACGAUAGUGGUUAUUUUAUUCCAAGAUUCCAGACCGUGAAGUGGGCAUUGUGUCUUCCGGCAGCGUGCACCGCGGAGGACGCCCAAAGCAUCGUUGAACAGGCGUUGAACGACUAUAAUUCUACUGUAGGAAUUCAAUUUAUAGUAGAUGUCGAUCCUAAAAUGUGCUAUGUCAAACAAAAAUCACGAAGCUAUUCAAAAGAGACGAUCUGUGUUUUAUAUUUCUACGCGAUGGUCGUUUGUCUCGCCAUUGUAGCAACCGUGAGAGAUUAUUUGGUGGUAUCGGAAGGAAAAGGAAAUUAUUCGGAGAGAAUAAUAAUGUCUUUUUCCUUACGGAGAACCGUCAGAUCUUUAUUGAAGAAGGAAUCGGGCAAAGGUGGGAUCCCGUGUAUUCACGGGAUCAGAUCGCUCAUCACGAUUAUGCUUUACAUUUCCCAUCAAGUCAUAACAAUCUCGAUGUUACCAUUUUCUAAUCGAAUCGAGUUCACCGAGGUGACGAACAAUCCUUUAACUACCAUUCUAAGGGGUGGACUUCUUUACACGGACACGUUUUUAUUACUUAGCGGUACCUUAACGUCUUUCAACAUGGCACACGAGUUUAUAACACGAGGUGAGAUUCGCUGGUUUUGCCGUUUUAUUGCCAGAUAUAUCAGACUUACCCCAAUGUUACUCGUAGUGGUGUUUUGGUAUGCAUUUAUAAUGGAGCAUACCGGAUCGGGACCACAAUGGAACGACAUUAUAUUAGGAAAUGCAGAUCUUUGCAAAAGCAGCGCGUGGAUGAAUUUGUUGUACAUACAAAAUUUCUUACCUUUCGAAGAAGAGUGCGCAACUCACACCCAUCAUUUGGCUUUGGACGUGCAAUUAUCGUUAUUAGCACCCAUGUUGGUAUUCUUCUUGCAAUGCAAACCUAUCAUUGGGAUUCUCGUAAUAUUUUUCUUCAUUUUAUUAUCAGCCACACUCCGUUACAUAACAACGAUGAGUAACUAUCUUUCUAUCGUUGUUUUCCACGGAAUGUCAUUGAAACACAUUUAUAAGACUGUCAAUUUAAUUUAUAUAGUACCUAUAUACAGAAUCACGCCAUAUCUGUUCGGUGUAACGCUUGGUGUUCUAUUACGUUACACUGGACCAGAAGUAAGGAUACCCAAGGUGUUAGUGAUCUUGGGAUGGUUGAUCGCAAUGGCCUUGGCAUCGUGGUCGUUAGGAUCACCCUGGCAGUUGGCCAGAAGGGACUACGUUUACGAUGUUGUAGAAGCAACUAAUUACAUCGUGAUCAGUCCAGUUGUGUCAGCUUUGGCUUUGUCUUGGAUCGUGUUUGCGUGCUACACGAAUCACGGAGGUAUAAUAAACCGAUUCCUUUCACAUCACUGGUUAAUAAUCUUCAGUAGGAUAUCGUACGCCGUAUACUUGACUCAAUUCAUAGUAUUUUUCUACAACGUUGGAACCGCCAGAUACUCCAACGAAUUCCAUUUCUAUAGAUUCUUAGAUCCAUUAGAGGCAGGUGCAACGAUAUCGAUAUCGAUCGUUCUCACCUUGCUGUUCGAUCUUCCGAUGCAAGAGAUCAAAAACGUGUUGAUGGAGAGCACGGACAUCCUGAAAGUAACCGUGCCGAGCGAGGAAGGAUCGACGAGGACGGUGAAGCUCGAGAAAGUCGCGAGGCGGAUUGAGGAGGCGAAGACGCGGGAGAGAAAAGCGUUCGAGGAAGACGAGGUGGCGUCGACCGGUUGGGACUGGCAACGAGACAUAGUUGACGGUGGGAGUACAAGGUACAGAGAUAACGAGAACGUGGAGGACGAGGAACAGGUGCGCAUGCCGAUUCUGAAGGCGUCGAUCGGCCGAAGGAGAUCGUUCAUCAGCCGCGAGCCAACCGAGGCCGAGGCCCCGGAGAUCUUGACCAGGGAUUGGGCAAAGGAUGCGAACAAAAGGUGGUCAAGGGACAGCGACGAGUACAGGGAGCAAGGGAAGAGGAGCAGAAGCGUUCAAAGGGAUUAUCGGGAGCAAGGAAACGACGUAGCAUCCGGUAGUCUUUCCAGGAUGCAACAGGAGCGGGAAGAAGCUGUUAAGCGAGGCAGGCGUUCGCUCUCGAGAAGUUUCGACGCUAAGAGAUUCGGGGAGGCGAGGAGAGCUCGCUCCUCCGAGAACGAGGACGAGGUAUCCUCGCAACAGAGGAAAAUUGAAAAAAGGCAUCCGCCCGUGGAGCCGAGGAUAAGCGACGAGGAGGAUUGGGAGAGCGAGUUGAGGAUACGGAGGAAACAAUUUAUGGAGAAGCACGCGAUCCGGGAACGGGAUCCUCGUUUCGAGGACGAGGAAGAUUUAAGCUCGCCGAGAAGGAGAUCCUCGGCUGAGGGUAAGAUAGCCCUGCUGAAGGACCCCGGCUCGGACGAUAAUAUGGACUCGUGGACGGUGAGCGUUGGAACGCAUGCCGCCGCCCAGCUCGGCUCGUCUCAAGAGCGGAGCGAGGAGGAGGAGGAGGAGGAGGAGGAUGUCGCGUAUACGUUUCGGCGAAGGGAGUAUCGCGAGCGAGCGCCGUCACCGAGGGAGGAGGUGGAGGGAGAGGGGGAGGAGGCGAGGAGGAGGCCGUCUUACGCGAGCAGCAGCGAGGUGACUUCUAUGGAGGAAGACAGCGACGUUGCAGGUUAUAACUUCGUGCUGACGAAGGACAGUAGGAAAAAGUCUUUGCAGGAUCUCUCGAAGCUGCCCCGGGAUGACUCUGAUCUGACGGAAUCUGGAUGGAACGUUGUGAGGCAAGACAGCGGGGAAGGAUUGCCCAGAUCUUCGUCCACGGGCCUGUACAAACGCGAGUCGAUCGUAAAGAGCCAGGCCAGCGAGGAAGAUCCGGAAUAUCUCGUCGUGGAGAGGCCGAAGCUCGUUCAGCAAGAACGGGAACAUCCGUUCAAGAAGGCUUGGCAGAUGCAGAAAUCUCGUUCCGAGGAGGAUGGUUCCGCGUAUACGAUCAAAGAACCGAAAGAACAAUCUAAAACGGAGACGGCGAGAUCGAGGGGCGAGGAUCCUCCGUCGAAAGAGGAGGAAAAGGAAGGGGGUGGGGAGCAGCAGUACGGGGAGGACACAGGCGCGUCUCCCGACGAUGAUUCGGAAUUGACGCACAGCAGAAGCAGCGACACGGAGGAGUACACGACGAGGAGUUCGAGAUCGGAGGGAGCGGAAUCUUCGUCAACGGAGAGGAGCAAGAGUUUCGAGAGCAACAAAUUUGGUCUGAGAUCAUCGGACGUCGAGGAGGACUCCUCAAGGUCUAAUUGGCCAUCCGAGGACGAGCAAGUUUAUAAAACAAGUCCGAGGAGUAAAUUGGAGGAGACGGAAUGGAUCUGGGAGAGGGAAGAGACUUGAUGGAUUUGGAGCGAUUAUCGAAGCAAGAAAAAAGAUAAUAAACGUAACUAUAACGAGGUAAAUUAUUCGUGGGGAAGUUAUUGGUUGGAUUCCUCCAGAAAAGAAUGGACGAAUUUUUCGACGAAUGGUUGGGUGAAAGGUUGACGGUGGGUUUUGAAAGGAAGAUUGUGAAUCUUCGAAAAGUUUGGUGAUCGACGAUUUGAAUCGUUGUUCCCUUGUGAGAAGCAUUAUCGAGCGAUUUUUAGAAGCGUAUCGAUUUAUAGGAUAUUUUUACAAUCUGUGUAUUAUCUUUACGUGUAUUAAAAAGAGAAACGAUUUGUACCCGCUCUGUAGUUCUCUAGCUGUUGGAAUUUUAAACGUUGAGAGAUGAAUGACAAGACCAAAGUAAAAAAAACUACUUUUCGUUGAA
Molecule: messenger RNA, 5562 nt
Organism: Apis dorsata (giant honeybee)
Lineage: Eukaryota; Metazoa; Arthropoda; Insecta; Hymenoptera; Apidae
Exons: 14
Coding region: 135-5153 (1672 amino acids)
Molecular function (GO): acyltransferase activity, transferring groups other than amino-acyl groups
Source: RefSeq, a predicted model, not a curated record